UCAAGGCGCGGCAGAGGAACAGGUGCGCAAGAAGAGAAGAGAAGACACUAACCUUAAACAUCACCGCUAUCUGAAAACACUUGUUGACUGAGAGCACUUUAAAAAGAAGGAACUUUACUAGCAACAAAAAAAAAAAAAAACUUGUGAGGAGAGGAUUCUUACCUUCACAGCAGGUGGACGCCGUCUUGUUUUUUGUUGUUUGUUCUAACUCCUCGUCGAAGAAGAAGAAGAAAAAAAAAUGGCCAACUCUGGUCUACAGAUUUUGGGAUUCGCCCUGGCUCUGCUGGGCGUAAUUGGAUUGAUAAUUGGCACCAUCCUGCCCCAGUGGAAGAUGUCCGCCUACGUGGGGGACAACAUCAUCACGGCGGUGGCCAUGUACGAGGGCCUGUGGAUGACCUGCGCCUUCCAGAGCACCGGGCAGAUCCAGUGCAAGGUGUACGACUCCAUCCUGCAGCUCAACGGUGCCCUCCAGGCGACUCGUGCCCUCAUGAUUGUGAGCAUUAUCGUAACGCUGGUCGGCCUGGGUGCAGCCUGCAUGGGGAUGAAGUGCACCACCUGUGGAGGAGAUGACAAAGUGCGCAAGUCUCGCAUUGCCAUGGCUGGAGGCAUUAUCAUCUUGGUUGGAGCUUUGUGUGCCAUUGUCGCCUGCUCUUGGUAUGCUCACGACAUCAUCCGAGCCUUCUACGACCCUUUCACACCAGUUAAUACCAAGUAUGAGUUCGGUUCUGCCAUCUUCAUUGCCUGGGCUGGUGCAUUCCUGACUGUCGUGGGAGGUGCCAUGCUGGCAGCCUCCUGUCCAAGAAACAAAUCUACACCAAAGUAUCCCAUCUCCUCCAGACCCCCCAGCAGCAAGGAGUACGUUUGAAGAGGACGCGGCUCAGUUAGAGGCUGAAGGACACUUUGACAUUCAUGCUAGUCCAGCUCAGAGAUUGAAACCUUGAGAAGAUGUAUCCCAGGAGGCAAUCAGCAUUUGUCUAUUUUUUUUAUUUGUGUUUUAGUUUCUGUGGGGGUUACCCAGCAAUGUUACUGUAAUAUUAUUAUUUUAACAAACUCAUUAAAGUUUUUAAAUAAUGGUUGUUUACUUCAAAAGAACGAGCUCGUUGACCUUGGCCUGUCUGGAACUGUAGUCGGUGCUUGCUUUGUAACGUAUACCAUGUCGUAUACCGUCCACUUAAUCGACACCUGUAGAGCACUGGGGUGAGUGGAGGUGAAACAUCCGGGAUGUUGUACAGCUUGAUGUGUAGAUAACGUGCUGCAGUGUGAAUUAUGUGAAUGCAUAGAAAAGACAUGGCAACGGUCAGCUGUUGAUCAGUGUGUAGCCUGAACGCACAGCACACGGCUCAUCUGGCACCUGAGACAAGUAGGUCACCAUAAUUUCCAUAAAAUUUGUGCCUUAUUUAUACAAACACCACAAAUAAUUCAGUACCACUGCAGAACAUUUUGUUUGUUUGUUUUUAAUCAACUGCUGGAGUCAAAUUGUAAUUGCAUAAGUGAAAAUAUACUGAUUCUUUUAAGUCCAAUUGCCAACGUGUUGACCUGACAGAUGUUGUGACUUGUUUUUGUGACUUGUUCUGUAAUGAUUUCUUUUUAUGUGAAUGGGUUUUGCUUAUGCUUGUUUUUAAGUCACACUAGCUGUUGCACUCGUCAAAUUUUCUUUUUUUUACGAACUUUAUAAAUUGCAAUGUGUUUGUGUUGUAAAUACAAUAAAAUAUUUACUGUU
Molecule: messenger RNA, 1720 nt
Organism: Stegastes partitus (bicolor damselfish)
Lineage: Eukaryota; Metazoa; Chordata; Actinopteri; Pomacentridae
Product: claudin-7-A
Exons: 4
Coding region: 239-865 (208 amino acids)
Cellular component (GO): bicellular tight junction; membrane
Molecular function (GO): structural molecule activity
Source: RefSeq, a predicted model, not a curated record